UAUAUCUUCUUAUGUUAAGGUUCUGUUAGUAUUCCUUCUAUGACUCCUACAUCAAGUUCCCCGUCAACUCCUUCAUCUGAUGAUGGUGAUGAUAAUACCAUCGCCAUUGUGCUCUCUGUGGUUUUUGUUUCAUUUAUCAUCAUUAUUAUUGUUGUGGUUGUUUUUAUACUUGCUGUGUAUUAUUGGAGAAAGAAGACAAAAGGUCAUUUUGAAGUACCACAAGAGCCAUUACCAUUGCCUUCAGUACCACAGGAAUCAGGAGUUCCUAGUGAAUUAGGCAAAUAUGUUAUUAUUACUGCACCUAUGCCAAGUAAAAAUAUGGGAGACAGUAUAGCAAUGCAACCAAUGCUUAAAGGUCCUAAUAGUGAUAAUCAUGAGGCUGCUGAUAAUAGCACUACAUGCAGAACAUUUUCAGGAACUGAAACAACUGUUGUCAAAACAGAAACUAACAAAGAACAGGGAGAUAUUGAGACUCCAAUCUCAUAUGAUACUAUUGCUGAAGAACAAAAAGAAUCCAUAGACACGGAAAAAACCAUAACUACUGAAGCUAAUGAAGGAGGAGCUACUAAAGAGCCAAUAUAUACAGAUUUAGCACCUUCAACUGGUACCAAAUUAUUACCAAAAACUGAAGUAGCAUCAGUUGAAUAUGCUGACAUUGAAUCAGUGAGGCCUAAAUCAAAAGUACCUCCAGUCCAGUCUUAUGAUGAUGUGGUAGUAUCUGCUAGUGGUACUACUGUAAUUGGAGCUACUGGAGGAGAUACUAACCCACCACCAAUACCUGAUAAGAAAAGUAAUGGAGCUACUACUACUGGACAAGAAGGUACCAAUGGUGGAACUGAUGCUGCACAAGAUUCAUCUCAUGCUCAUGAUCAUCAUGAUACUGUUAUUGAUGAAACUCAAGCAAGAACACCUUCAGAUAUUACGAUGGUAACUGGUAAAGAAAAUUUGACUAUUAUUGUCAAGGCUCCAGUACAAUUAACUAAUCCUAGCCCUGGCAGUAGUAGUAAAAACUUUUUAAUACCAAGACGUUCGUCAAUACCAGAAAGAUCUUUUCUCUCUACUGCUGCUGUUUCAACAGAUUCCAAACCACCUGCUAAGAGCGAGGAUAAAGAAAGUGAAAUGCCUAAUGUUUUAUCAACUACAGAGAAGAACAAUGAAAUGUGAUAUGUGAAAUUUUGAUGAAUCAAUUAAAAUUAUUAUUUCAAUGAAUUAAUACAAUGUGUGUGCA
Molecule: messenger RNA, 1228 nt
Organism: Amphimedon queenslandica
Lineage: Eukaryota; Metazoa; Porifera; Demospongiae; Haplosclerida; Niphatidae
Exons: 8
Coding region: 40-1164 (374 amino acids)
Source: RefSeq, a predicted model, not a curated record